AUGGGUAUAGUCGCGCGAACUGUGCACGAAAACGGGCGGCAUGUGCUAGGGGUAAUUCCCCACGCGCUCGUGCCUCUGGAGGUAUCUGGGCCGUCCGUUGGCGAGGUGCGAUUGGUUCGAAACAUGCACGAGCGAAAGGCGGAGAUGGCGAAAGCAGCUGACGCGUUCAUCGCUCUGCCAGGUGGGUACGGCACGCUAGAGGAGCUUCUGGAGAUGGUAACCUGGUCGCAACUCGGCAUUCACGACAAGCCGAUCGCCGUGCUCAACGCCAACGGCUACUUCGACUCGCUGCUCGCCUUUUUCGACCGCGCCGCGCAGGAGGGUUUCGUGAACGCGACGAAUCGUAGCAUCGUGAUGGCGGGUCGCACGGCCAAGGAGGUGCUGGAUUUGAUCGAAGCGUUCGACGCGGAUAGCCGAGGCGCGUUGCUGGCGAAGGAGCGGUGGCAUGGCAACGAAGGUUCGGGAUCUGGGAUUGAUGGGGUGACCAAAGAGGAGAUGGUGAAGGCUGUUGUCGAACCCUGA
Closterium sp. Naga37s-1 is the source of this 522-nucleotide messenger RNA. The record is from the annotation of a GenBank genome assembly. Lineage: Eukaryota; Viridiplantae; Streptophyta; Zygnematophyceae; Desmidiales; Closteriaceae.